GAGAGUUGGUAACACUGGCUGUGAUUCAAAAAAGUUUGCUUCUGCUUCUGUGUGUGUGUGCGGUCGAAAUUAUAUUUUAUCAAUUUUUAUUCGCUAAAAAAUAUAAAUCUAUUGAAACCAUAAUCCUAAAAAUGAGUACCGAAAAAUAUAACGACAAGGAAAUACAAAUUCGAGCUGCAAAUAAAGAAGACAUGAAAGCGGUCGCUGAAAUGAUCCAGGAACUUGCCGAUUUCGAAAAGAUGCCUAGCGGCCCGAAAAUGUCAGUAAGAGACUUGGAGCAUGAUGGGUUUGAAAUAAACCCCCCAGCGUUUCGGUGCAAGAUCGCCGAAUUGAACGACAAAACUGGCAGCCAGCCGUUGGUGGGGUACGCGCUGUACUUCCCCACGUACUCCACGUGGGAGGGCCGCUCCAUGAUGCUGGAGGACUUGUAUGUGCGCAGCAGCGAGCGGCGCCGCGGCGUCGGCAAGAGGCUGUUCAACGCGGUCGCUAAGGAAGCAUCAUCUACCGGCUGCUCGCGUCUAGACUUCCAUGUCUUAGAAUGGAAUCCCGCUCGCUCGUUCUAUGAGGGCAAGGGGGCGGUCAACUUGACCACCGCGGAGCAGUGGUGCUACUACCGCCUCGCGGGCGAGGCUCUGCAGAACGCGUCGGCCGAGGGGGGCGAGGCUUGACAAACACACUCCCAUGUGCUCAAAUAUUUAUUUCACUUUGUUAUUAUUACCUUUUGUACAGUUUUUUUUUCGGUCACAUCCCACUUGAGCUGGGUUUACAUGGUUCAAGUUACAAUUGGUAAUAUUAAAAUGGGUGAAACAUAAUGAUUAGUACAUAUUUAGGUUUUUAACAAACCAGUCAAUGAAAUCUUAAAACAUUAAACACACAGUCAAACACAGCGCACGAUAAUAUUAAGUAGAUGAAACUUGUAGUAUCAUAAUCUGCGUCUUAAUUUCUGUGUAGAUCAAGCCUAAACACUGCGACAGUUCCCAUGACCUAUUUUCAAGUCUGCCCCGCGCUAACCAUCGACCCAUAUAAACCCGGCUUAGCCAAAGCAAUAUUCUGUGAUAAAAUCGAUGCAGGGUUGAUAUAAAAUAAACUAUUUAACUAAA
Molecule: messenger RNA, 1100 nt
Organism: Ostrinia furnacalis (Asian corn borer)
Lineage: Eukaryota; Metazoa; Arthropoda; Insecta; Lepidoptera; Crambidae
Product: diamine acetyltransferase 2
Exons: 4
Coding region: 132-668 (178 amino acids)
Molecular function (GO): N-acetyltransferase activity
Source: RefSeq, a predicted model, not a curated record